Messenger RNA from Oncorhynchus keta (chum salmon), 1093 nucleotides. RefSeq names its product golgin subfamily A member 4-like. NCBI's taxonomy places the organism in Eukaryota, Metazoa, Chordata, Actinopteri, Salmoniformes, Salmonidae. The record is from RefSeq and is a predicted model, not a curated record. Bases 386 to 790 code for a protein of 134 amino acids. The transcript is spliced from 4 exons.
GAGCUCCGCCUGGGAAAAAUCGUUCUGUACGGUCAUCCAACUCGGAAUUUCAGGUCGGAAACUCAGGCAUACUGAAUAUCACGGAAGUCAUGAUUUGACCUCGUUUAAAAUCGAGUUCCUAGUUGUCAUGAAAGCACCAACACCCUUUGCCUGCUGAAAUCUAGUACCUACUAGCACUAGAACGCUGAAGCACUGGCAUUGUUUGUCCCACUCCGCUCGUCGUAGCUUAAUACUCUGUCGCUCAUUUUGCUCCACGUAGACUGCACAUGCGCACUACACUGGUCACCUGCAAGAAGAGACGAGUGACCAGGAAUAAUACUAAAUACAGGAAUUACUUUACAAUAAAAUACAUUUCGCUUGGAAGUAACAACUUCUGGAUGAAAAGAUGUUCAAGAAACUAAAGCAGCAAAAGAUAAAUGAGGAGCAAUUGCCGCAACGGAAUGCGCAGUCACCGCAACAGGCCCAGAUGGGCCCUGGAGAGAGACGUAGCAGCCACACACACCCCUCCCUGCACCAAGAUACCUCAGCCUCACCUAGUGAUAGAGAGGUGCUGGCCGGGAUGAUAGCCGAACCUGCUUUUCUCUCUGAGUAUACUAUCUUUGCUCUGGACCAAUCAAAGCCACCCCCCAAAGCACCUCAGGCUCAGGUUGCUCAGGUAGCCAGUGCGAGUGGCAGGAGAAGUGCCACAGGAUCACCUAGAGGAAGCAUCAAUGGAGAUGGGAGGGCUUCUCCUCAGGCAAGUUACCUCAUUCUCCUAACACCUUUCUCUGGCUUUUCUGUUUCCAUUUAAAUGUGGUUAUUGAUGUGUUCUGAAGAGGUCUUAAAGCAACUAAGAAUACAAGUUAAGAGAUGCUAUGCCAGUUAGGCCUAAUCAGCUGCAGAGGAAGAUGCAUUCUGAUAAAUGUGCCAUUUGGAUAGAGUCUAGGCCUAACAAAAGGAGUGGUUUAGUUGAUUAUCUUUAACCCAUGCAUGUGGAAACACGCAUUCAUAUCCCACAUGUCUCUAGCUAUCUAUGUACAUUCCCAUGUGUUUCAGUUCAAUAUAGUUGACUGCCAUCUGGAAAUGAAUAACUUAAAGUAAUACACUCUCCUGU